AAAUCCGAAGCAACCGAAGCGACCGAAACAACCGAAACUAGUAACACUGGACGAUCAAAGAGAGUUCGAGAGGAACAAACCCCUGUUAGAGUUUUUAGUGAAGCAAUGGAUAGAGAUCCCAACUCGAUGUCUGUUGAGAACGUACUUGGCUCAGACGAAGAAGAGCAAAUAAUAACUUCUACUUUACCUGCCACAACCAUUCCACCUACUGCGUCCUUUUCAUCUUAUUCGCCCAUCGUGACCAUUUCACCAAUUGCAUCUUUUCCACCUGUCGCAAUUAUUCCACCCGGUACAUCUUUUCCACCUGUCACAAUUGUUCCACCCGGUGCACCUGUUUUACCUGGUGCAUCAUUUCCUCCUGUUGCAAUUGUUCCACCUGUUGCACCUGAUCCUGUUACACCCACUACGACUGUUCCUACCUCAUCAAUUGAUAUGAUUGAUAUUUCUGGAUUAAAUGAUAAUGUGAUGGCAGAUCUU
Molecule: messenger RNA, 477 nt
Organism: Dentiscutata heterogama
Lineage: Eukaryota; Fungi; Glomeromycota; Glomeromycetes; Diversisporales; Gigasporaceae
Source: the annotation of a GenBank genome assembly